Pomacea canaliculata is the source of this 9165-nucleotide messenger RNA. Its product is annotated as zinc finger CCCH domain-containing protein 10-like. NCBI's taxonomy places the organism in Eukaryota, Metazoa, Mollusca, Gastropoda, Architaenioglossa, Ampullariidae. The record is from RefSeq and is a predicted model, not a curated record. Gene Ontology annotation, molecular function: metal ion binding.
UCGUCUUGAGGGGGAAGGCCCAGAUUGUCUGCGCAUUCUCACUUUCGUGUUCACACCUGGGGAAGGGGGGGGGAGGCGGUGUGGUGGUUGAUUCGUGCGCGUGUGGGCAUCGCGAAGUGGUGUGUGUAUGUGACUGUGUGUGUGUGCGUGGAACUGCGCUGAGCGCGCUGGUGGACUGACUGAGUGCCUGCCGCCCGACUCCCGCCGCCUGGCCUCCUGUGCUACGUGCGUGGCGCGCCGCCCAGUCUGUGGUAAUCUCAGCGCCUAGCUGGUCGUGCCUGCCGGGCUCUCACGGACACGUCUUGCAAGAGGGUGAAUACCUACCCCUUGCCCGUGGAAUUCCUGGUCAAGACUUCCGUAGGUUGUUCAGUCUACGCAUGCCCCACUAGCGACAAUCACCUGACUUUUUGUGUUAAGCUGCCACCGACAAGCAAUAAGGCUGUUCUCUGUGUUUAUAUAUGUGUGGGUUUUUUUUCUGUGCUGCUACUAACUGUAAGACUGCGCUGCUUCUGAGCGUUGCAGCGCCGCGGCGGCGGCGUCAUGGUAACUGUGCGCAGCCCGCGACGCAGCUGGUGUUGUCUUGAGUGUGUGCGUUAGGAAAGAUACGCAUCGCUGAAUCGCGCAGGCUCGCCUCUCGCUGUCGUUGGGUCGUCGGGCGUUCUUAAGCCCUUUGGCCCCCCAGUUCUCCCUCCCCAACCCACUUUGACUGUGUACCACCACACACUCUGAACCUGGCGGCCCGUCCCGUACGACCCUGCCCAGCGAGCGUAUCAUGUCAGUAAACAGUGACUCUGGCAGCGAUGAUGUGAGACAAACGACUAUUGCCAACGGCGACGAGGAUGUGUGUCGGGAUUUUCUAAGGAACGUGUGCCGUCGAGGAAAGCGUUGCAAGUACCGACAUCCUAGCGGCGAGAGCGGCAUCGACAUGGGCGCCACUUCUAAACCUGAGCCCACCUUCUGCCACGAUUUCCAGAACACGGGCUGCCACCGGCCUACCUGUAAGUUCCUGCAUUGCACCAGAGAGGAGGAGGAGCACUACCACCAGACUGGUCAGCUGCCGCAGCGCCUACAGCAGCAGCAACAACAACAGCAGCCCGCACAGCCGGGAAUGGGCGGCGCCAACUGCGGCGGCCAUAAUACCGGCCACUCUGAGAUCCCCGUGUGUCGGGACUACAUGAAAGGGGAGUGCAAGCGAGGGGUCAAGUGUAAAUACCGACAUCUCGGUAACAACGACUACGACUGCGACGUGUCGCGCGCCGACAGCCACCAGCCUCCCCCUCCGCACCGCUCCGACAUGAGGCAGCACCCAUCUGACCUACGCAACAACCACAACCAUAACUACAACAGCUACGACGAUGGCUACGACAAGUUCGAGCGGUACGAGUAUGGGCAGGGGCACGGGCCAUGUCACGAUGGACCCCCCGGGGCCCUCAAGCGGCGGAGAAUGGACAUGGACGGAUACGGAGGAGGAGGGGGAGGAGGAGCAUACGAGAGUCGGUUUGGCCCUGGUCUAGGCGGGGCGCGGCCCGUCAGCUACCAAUAUCAGGUACUAGAAGAGGAGAAUGCGGCCCUGCGGCGGAGGGUGGAGGAGUUGAAGAAGCAGGUGGCAGACCUGACUGCCACCAACGAAGUGCUACUUGAGCAGAACGCGCGCUUGCGCGUGUCAAAGACAACGACCGUAAACACUGUGCAGGUGCCGGUCAGCCAGACGCUAUCCCCGGCCGUGACGCUGGGACUGACGGGGAUGGGACAGGCCGCGGCCCUGCAGGCUCAGGCGGCCACCCUGGGGGCGCAUCUCAACUCCAGCCUCACUCAGCAGAUCGCCCUCAACAGCGACAUGGCCACGCAGCACGCCUUGCAGUCCGCCGCGCAGCGCAUGGCGCGCGAGAUCCAUCAGCAGCAGCAGCAGCAGGUGGCCGCUGCCGCUGCCGCCGUCGCCGCCACCACCCCUUCCCGACCUCAGCCCGGCGCCCCGCCUAACUUGGGCGCCCCGACCAUGAAUCCGCCGCUUGCGUCGCUGUCGCUGCCGCAGAACAACAUGGUGACCGUCUCGCUUCCCUCGCUCGUGUCACAGGUGCCUGGGGCCAGCAUGUCGCAGAACCUGGGUACCCCUAGCAACCCGCUCGUGUCCUACCCCAUCAUGUCGCAGGACAUGCGCUGUGCCGUGGUCCCCAGCAGCAUGGCGCACUAGCUUCCGGCGCAUCGUGUGCUCCCGCGUUUGUACACAUGGUGUACAGACACGAACUGACCCUUGUGCGGCAGGAGAUGGCACGUUCUGUACAAACCAGGAGGCAGGCAAGGCCACAAUACCAACGAGAGACUGCAUCACAGCCAGGCUUGUCCAGGUUGUCCUCGACUUUUUGUGUGCUGUUAACGCGGCACAAGAUGUCAUGUAAGAGACAGAAACACUGCACACGAUGUUACUUUAGAGACAGAGCUGUUCGUGUGCAUGCUGAAGGCAGCUGGGAGAAGAGAACAUUGCAAAUUCUCCCAAAGACCACAGUGCUGACGUUGUCUCCGGUGACUGAGAUUCGAGAACGAAUGCUUGGUCAGUUAGGGUCGAGUGUGACAAUCCCAGUCGUGGAAGAAGAAGCCGUCCGGUGGAAUGUAAAAUUUGUAAAAGUGGUCCGGGACUCGCAGAUGUUGCGAGCAAGUGUUCAAAACAGCUUUUGUGCAAGCUGAACCACGACGUUGCUUUUGGUAAAGCAGGAACGUGUGAAAGUUUGAUGGAUAGUCUUGUGCCAGCUGAGUUGCAGGUAAACUGCUUUCAGAAAUGCCAAACUCAGAAGUCUAUGCUCACUCUGAUCUGCUGGAUCGUGUGUUCUUGAGGUGUGGCGCUCCCAAAUGGUCGCCGGUGGCAAAGUUGGAGGAUGUUACUGAAGGUUACGGUGGAUUUUCCAGAAGUAAACACUGACUCCCCUUCCCACCUAUGUUGACAGUGCGGUAGAAAGCCUACCUGAUGCAGACAGUGUGAUGACAUACGCACGCAUCAGUUAAAACCUAUGAGAAUCCAAUCUUUGCUAUCGGGCAGCUCUUAAGUCUGCCUCAGUAAUAUGUAAAGAGAGUCGACGAUUAGAACUAUUUUCAGCAAGUCGCCUUCAGCAUACUGCGCUACAUUUUCCCCCUCUCUUUUUCUUUUUUGUCAGAAAUAACAUUUUCCUUGGGAUUUCUUUCGGUCAUACUCAAAUCACGAAGCGAUUGAAUGAGACAAAUCUUGUCUUGUUUGUACAGAGAAGUGCAGACCUCAGUGUAAUUCCCUAGCAGAAAACAGAAACCAAUCACAGAGGAAGCCAGCUUCUUUGCCCGAGACCACAACCUCGUUUAGACCAAGAGCGAAGACCAGCGAAACACUAUACGUCCAAUGUGUCUCUCUCUCUUGCCAGUGAUGAUGAAGAAAGCUUUUAAUUAAAGGCCUGCGAGUGGAGCGACAAGCUCGGGGCGGCGAUAUUUUACCGUGACGCUGGCAGGGAUGCGUAACAACUCAUUUGCCUGCGCCCAGACCUGAGACAUCUCGCCAUCUUUCCGUCUGGUAGGCCGACAGCGCCAGGUCAUUUCUUAGACAGGGGUUUGUUUAACGUGCCAAGGAAAGGCACAGAUCCACUGGGCUGUUAUAUCGUCAUUCAAGCGUGCGUUUUCAUUCGUUGUAGUCUUAAGUUUUCCACCUUUAUCAACGGGUUUUUAUUAUAAUUGCUGAUAACCGUGAGCUUUAGCGUAGCUACCGCUCCUUGAUCAGAUGUUGGUUUUCGUGCCUGUGUAUCCCCCUGCCAGACACAGCCGCUGCUUAGAAGAGGAAAGCCCCGGCUGUUUUGACCAGGGCCGUUUACAGACUAUUUUCUUGUGCUUGCUUUGUUUGGUUUUUUUGUUUUGUUUUGUUUUGGCCGAGGGGGUGGGGGGAGUUGUUUUGGGGUUUUUUGGGUUUGUUUUUCGCACAGACUUGGGCGACUGACCUAUUCUACACACGCGGUAACAGCCUGAGGCCCUAACGCUUAAGAAACCCUGAUGUUAAUCGCUUUUUUUUUUCUUUUUUUUUUUUUUUGCUCAGUUAUAAUAAAGUCCUACACCAAAACCCUAACCCUAGGCAUAAAGCUGUCUUUGUUAUAAAGUUCGAGUUAACAAGUCAAAGCACAUACACACAAGCUCUUAAAAAAACGAUAAAGAUCCAUCAUUAAACGAACCAGAAGGGUUGUACUGAAAGCCAUUUGCAUUACCAGCUACGUUAUAGCAGCUUCGAUAAAAGCAAUCAUUCAGUAGCUAUUUGAAGCAAUCGGACAGUCACAGAAGUAGGUACAGAAGUCGCUCAUUAAACUGUCGGUCACGUGACCGAUGUAUGCCACUGUGCACGAGGCAAAAGCUGCACGUACAAUAGGCCUAAUCCUUCUAGCCAGUCACUAUGGCACAGUCGUACAGUUGCUUACAAGUACUUGAGGGGUGUGUAGGGUCUGAGGUUUGUUACUGUUUAAUUGUUUCAUUUGUGGCAUUUGUUGUUAUCUAGCCUAUUGUCUGUUUCUCAGACGUUGACUUAUGUAUCGUCCAUCGAUUUCUGAUGCAUACAACAAGUGUUGUCUUAUCAUUGUUGUUAUUAUUUGACCAGCAAACCGACCUGUCCCACAAUGUUGAUAUGUCUGAGCGCCUUGAGCUGAUUAAUUGCUAUACGCAUUGCAUGCAAAAACUAACGGCAUUUUCUGAUGUUUGGCUUUGAAUUUUAGCCUGUGUAUGUGUGUGGAUGCACGCGCUUGUCGGACCUAGCAAUGUAAUUCUCCAGCCUAAAUCUGAAAUUUCUUACCAAAGAAGAGGCCAACGCCACACGCCUGUUCACCUGGUAAAUCCCAUCCGUCAUGGCGGACCUGCAGAGCCGUGAGAUGAACUUAAUGAUUAAAAAAAUACGGUCACGCAUUUUUGACUUAUUUUUAAGGCGACACAAAGUGAAAAGUUCAAGCGGAAAUAAACAUAAUAUAUGUACACUCACACUUGCCGUAAACUGUGGAAAUAUCGUAUAUUCAGAGAGCAACGGGGGUCGUGUGAAGAUCGUCAGGUCCCCAAAGACUCAUAUGGUACCAAGGUUCUGGCUCCUGUCAGGCGACAAGGCGUGAUUGCGGUUCGAACAUUCUGUCGCGUUUUCUUUUCUUUUUUUUUUUUUUUUUUUUGCCGUCGAGCACAGACCAUCACAUAGCUCGUAACAGGCCCAAGUGUCUCGUCUCCAAAAGAUGUGGGAUGAAAUAUCGUUUGGAGCUCUUUUCUGGGACCCUGUGCAAAAUAUAUGUGUCUGGGUAUUGAUCCACAGGAGAGGCCAAAGCGUGGUGCCAGCAAGGGCUCUUUGGCAGCAGACAAGACAGCAUACAGCGGGACAACUUCUGGCGCUGUGUUUACAUCCACGCGUUGCUGGCGUUUCAACAAACAGGAUUGUGCUUGUGAUUUUAUCAACAGGCCAGCAACUGUCUCGCAGCACCUGCGCCUGCUUUAUUUAGCCUUGCGCACACACAGCUUUUACCUGUCUCUCCACAUCGGCCAUUAGCAUGUCAUUUUUCGACUUUAUACGGACGAUGAAGGCAGCAUCAUUAGAAAUAUACAGUACCAGAGCCAUUUACUGCUGCACUCUCACGCAAGUGAUUUCUUGGGUCAAGACAAGGCUUCGUUAGUGCCAGCGUUCAGUAUUUGUCAGUUUGCGCGAGUGUGAGAGAGAGGAAAAAAAUUACAUAACUAGUUGCCGUUUCGGCUGGUUGUGACGAGUAAAUUAUGAACAGCAUGUCAACGAAUCACGUUUGCUGUGUUACAAAUGGUUUGACAUAUAUUCUCUGUGCCGAGUUCUGCAAAGCACCAUGUUUUCUUGGUUUUCAUUAAACAUGAAAAGAUAGGCAGAAAGCAACCAAAGAAAGGCUUGGCUGUAUAUUAUUGGACGCGAGCGAGAAAGAGAUACAAAUCCUGCCACCUUUUACAGUCAUAAACAAUCACGUGAAUGCUGUUUUUAUUUGUAGUCAGCAAACUUGUAUUUGUGAACUAAACCCUUAACCCUGCAGCAUUUGUCUUUAAAUUCCCUUUAAACAUGAAAUGUCUGUGUGUGAUGGGUUAGCAUAUUCAAGACAGUCAAAGCUUGAUGAAAACCCUCGUCAGCACGAAAAGAAAGAAGAAAAAAAAGUCGCACCAUUCUGUUUGACUUUUACUGCACCCAGUCACGUGACCGAAACAGUUUCGCAGGCGGACUGCAUGAUUCAAACGUUAAACGUUGUGAACAGCGUUGUUGCCUGUUAUUUGACACCUGCGAGCUGCGUGUGUGAGAGAGAGAGAACGAGUGAUGUGUUCUGUACGGGGAACAUGCGUGUGUCUGUGUGUGUCGGUGAGAGAGAGAACGAGUGAUGUAUUCUGUACGGUGAACAUGCGCGUUCUGUGAAAGUGCUGUGGCAGCGUGUGACCUAACGAUGUGCAUGACCUUUUUGUGAUUUCGAGGGUGGAUCCUUCAAGUGUGCGUUUAUUGUGUGACUGAUGCAUUCGGUUAUAAAGUAGGGUUAUUGUCAUUGUAAUGCCCCAGUCGCUUUCCAGACCAAACAUUUGAAGUUCACUGGAAAGUAAUCGGUCAAAAAGUCGGUUAUUCCACGAUCUAUCGAAGUACCUGCUUUCGCGUAACUUGCCCACAGCCGUAUCGUUUAUUACUCUCUCAAUACCGGUUUGACGAAAUAGUUUCAGCUGCUGACAUCAUAAAGUACAACCAGCUCACUUUUAAAGGGGAAGGGGUGGGAUGGGAGGGGCGGAAUUCGUAUAUUUACAACGAGGCAGCAAUGAGGGUAUAUGACGGCAGUGCAGCUGGCUCUGUCAACAGAUGUCACAUACAGAAAGGUACAGUGGACCUAAGACGAGAUUAAAGCGCAGUACUCCUGAACCUGAAUACGUUGACGGAUUUUUUGCUGGGAGGCAGCGUGUGUUGAGGGAGGGUGUAAUCAAAAAGAGAAGCCGGAAAGUCUCGGCCAUCUGAUGGGAUAUUUUAGUGGCAGCACUUUGAGUAACGGAUUGGCUGUAACAUGUAACAUGGUUUACAUACCGCUGCUAACCCCCAAAAAUUGAUUUAACUUUACCGUUGAUCGCGCUGUGUCAAUACUUUAAAGGUGGGUCCGUGCGCAAACCUGAUACGGGAUAAGGUGGAGGGAGAAAUCGCAAAGCACCCCAGACGUAAGGGGCAGUGCGACCGGCUAGGAGUCGUUGACCCUGUGCUCCCUGCAGAGGGCGUUACGGUCCGGAUGAAGUUGGAGAACAGGAGGUCCACUUUUCCCUUCCACCGGCCGCCGGAUUCUCGCCCUGUAGAUACUGGGUUUAGAGCGCGAUCCAGUCAAAUGCACGGCCGGAAUAAAAACAACACACCUGGUACGUGCCGCGAAGACUAAGGUACGUUGGCCAGGGUCAUGAGGGCGCUAGCCGUUAGCGAGGGUUGGGGUGGGGUGAACCUGGUGGCUAAAACUUUACCCCGCAGGGUUUUUACGAAAAGAAUCUGUUUGGAUGCACCUCCCAGUUCUGCGUCAUUUCCCGGCCUUCUUCAUCUCCAUCCACGCUUUCCAAAGCCGCCUUUUCGUAGUGGAGACGGCCAGAGGGGAUUUGAGCCAGAUAUCCUCCUGCUGCAGGUGAGCGGGGCCAAGAUCAAGCGCUUAAAUAUUCUUUGGUAUCUGAGAAGAUUGAGGGACCGAGUGUUUCUCUCGAAGGCAUUUCCUUCCGCACGAAAAGCAAGCACGAAGUGAGUUCCAUACCUCUACACGCGGACAGCUUACCACACCGUUCUUACUGUGUCACUUGUUUUUGUCCUACCUGUAAGAUAUGUGCAGGGCAGCGAGGAUGUCAUGCGGAAACUGUCCACUAAUGCGGAUGUCGGCUCAUUCUUUUUCUGAUUGUCAUCCUCCCCUCUCCUCUUUUUUUCUUGUUUAUCUAUUUGUGUGUACAUGUGAUUUCCCCACCCAUCUCUCUCUCUCCACAUAGGGAAUUACCUAAUGCAGGCAGGAAUGGAAAUGUCAGUCUAAUCGUUACAACAUUAACAAUAAUGACUGAGCCAGUCAAUCGUUUAUUUAUGCUUUUGCUUGUGCAUGUCUCCCCGGCAGCUCGUGCAGUGAGAAAAUUGUCAUUUGUUGGCUUUCUUCUCGCUCAAGAUAGAAGUAAUUCUGUGAUAUAUAUGCCAUCUAUACCUUAGUGAUUUCUCGCUAUAGAAAACCUGUUGACUGCUCGUUGAACUCUGUCCGACUCGCAUGAUGUAAUUCCUAUGGUUUCAGCCUUUCAUUAAACAAAACACACAGAGUAAAUAGGUGAAUACAUAGACAUUCCUAUACCAUUAACUAAUAGUAUUUGUUAAAACUGAAGAAUACAUGUACAUGUGACUGACUAUAUAUAUAUACUCUUGAGAGGUUAAAAUUUCAACAGCCCUGUCAAUACUUUGGAAGAAGUUCCAGGAUAAAUGACACCAGCAAGUGUUCAGUGUUUUCAUUUAGAAAGUUGAAAUUUACGCACAUGCGCAAUAAUCUUGCGGCUACGAAUAGAAGGAAAUCUCAUCGGAACUGUUGAAAUCUUAAUCUCUCAAGUUCUCGUUCAGAGGUCGUAGUUAUGAAGCAAGUGCAAGUGCUACCCAGGGUAGCAUGAGGGACGCCAUGUCUGCGUAGUUACAAAGCGAUGUCCAGACCCUGCGGCCACUACUUCAUGUUUCUAUGUCCCAGAGCACCUUCGCAACCAGAUUUAUAACUGCGGCUCUCAGAGCAGAACAACAACUGCGGGGUCUGGACAUCGCUUUCUAAUUUUGGAGGCAAGACGAUUGUUCUUGAGCUUUGCAUCUUGCCCCAGGACAAAGGCUUGCCCUCGCUUCGUGACUACCGCCCCAGAGGGUUUGCUUUCUCAAGUGCUGCAUCGUUUGAGCGAGUUGAGUUGGAGCGUGCAGUGCGUUAUACUGGGCGAAGAUGCUUGUGGAGAUACCCGUUUGUACCCUUUUUUCGUUUGUAUUUCAUGAUCGCUCCCCCAUCCCACCCUUAGUCGUUAUAUCUCCUCUCUUACUAUUUUGUCUGCCUGUCCAAGCACAACACGUGGGACCUAAUUUAGGCCCCUACAACAACACGGCAAAUGUGUCAUGCAGUUUAUCAAGUUUGUGGAUAUCUGCACUGAAUUUAUAUAAUAAAGGGUGGAUGAUUCUAUUAAAGUAUGGAACUGUUA